AAAGUUGGAGGCCAUCGCUUCUAGGUUGGAGAUGCUAGUAUGAUGGAGGCUUCCUCUUGCAGCAUGCGCAGUCGGUGCUCAGUUGCUGCUUCGGCUCAGAAAGCAGCCAUGACCACCGCCGUGGCUUUUAGUCACCGCUGUAGCGGUAUGAGGCCCGAAGACCAAGAGGCUUAUGCACUGCGGGUCUUCCAUCUCUUUCCAGAGCUUUUUCACCUCUUGGGUGAUCCUAGCCUGCCGCAGCACUUUGAUCCAAGCCGAAGUGUUGUGGACCUGCAAGAGUCGGUCCUGCAGACUGUGCUCAGGGUGCACCUGGCACGACAGCCUUCGGACGACACACUACCGCGACCGGUCCCCUCGGCGCCAGCAGUGAGCUUCGACAUCUCCACGCCACUCCAGGCACCGAGCAGAGAUCCGCUCUCUGAUGCCAUUGGCUCCUUGCAGCCGCUGGCGGUCCCACAGGACUAUCAGCCACCCACUGCACCAGCAUCGUUUCCAGCUGUGCCACUGUCGCCAGUGGGGGAGGGGCUGGUGCCAAAGAGGCCAGAUGCCGUCAAACCUCAACUGCAGAGGAGCAAGAGCAAAGUCUUGGAGUCAGGACUCAUGCAGAAAUCUACACCCCUCCUGCCUGACAUCAGUGGUAUCCUAGCCGAGUCCAAACUGCGAGGGCGGGAGAAGACGGUGUCACCCAGCAAGGAGAGGCUGGAGCGAUCGUACGACGAUGAAGAUGAGGACUGGCAUCCAGGACAAAGUUCCGACGAAGAGCUGAUGCGAAGGAAGAAGGCCCCUCCUGAAUGUCUCAUGGAUGGCACGCCGUCCAGCGCUGGUCAUGGCCCCGAAAGCCCGCUCUUCCCAUGGAAGGGCUUGGAUUCCACGGUUUCCAGCAGCAGCACCAGCAGCGCACAUAUGCCACAUGUGCCCAGUGGACCACGUCUGCGGCGAGGUUUAAGCCCCAGCCAAAGCUUAGCGGGUCGUCGGGGCUUGCAACUGCAGCUUGCCCGCGGACGCUCCGCGCCAGUGCCCGAAGACGACAUGGGUUCGCUGCAAUCGCACAGCACCUCUCCAGCCAACUCCAUCGGCCUGAUGUCCGGACCAGGCGUCCAACUGGUUUCGCCGCCUCGGCGGAUCUCCAGGACCAAGACGUUGCCGGCGGACCUGCGCCGAGUGCAGCCGUCACCUUACGUUCCGCGCCCCCGGCCCGUCUCCUUUCCAAACCGACAAAACGUGAUCUUCUUCGACUGGGAUGAUACCUUGUGCCCCACCAGCUGGAUUCGGAGCCUGCUCAAGGAGCACAUGGCGGACGUCGAAGAAUGGGUGGAUCAAGACCAUUUCGUGGAUAGGGAAGAGGAUUGGCGGGACAGCAUCCCCAGCUGGUUCAAGCAGCCACUGCCUGAUGAACCUCACGUAAGGGAGAUCAUCAAGCAUGUUCAGAAGGCCUGUAUCAAGCUCAUCCAGGUCGCUAACAACUUGGGCCUUGUCUUCGUGGUCACCAACGCAGUGCCUGGCUGGGUGGAGAAGACCAUCAAGAGAUGGCUCCCCGAGCUGCGGAGUUACAUCGGCUCCUCCCAUUCGGAACGGCCGAUCAAAGUGAUCUAUGCUCAACAGGCCUAUGUGGAGAUUGAUCCAACCUUGCAGUUUGCUGACGAGCAGGGUGAAUACAUGCUUUGGAAGAAAGCUGCCAUGGAUGGCGUCCUGGCAGAGCUCGACAGUCUCGUCGUCCAGGCCGAAGGCACGUGUCCGCGCCGUGGGCGCAUCGCCAACGUGCUCUCCAUCGGCGACACCGAAGCCGAGAUGACGGCGGCGCAGUUGGCAAGCUUGAACUUCGACAGCGGGCGCCAGCGUCCGCGGGUUGGGAAGCGCUACCACCGCCGCUGUGGGCUGGCUGACCUAGACACAGGCGCUUGGCCGCGUGGUGCGCAGUGCUUUGCCUCGGAGGAUGGGAGUCACAGCAGCGGCAGUGAAGGUUGGAAUCCAACCAAGGAGAGGCGGCCGCAGGGGCGGCAGUUCGGUGGAGGCUAUCGGCAUUCCGUGGACGUGCCGUGGUCGUGCCAUUGGCCCUGGGUGAAGCUCAUCAAGCUGCAUGAAGGGUGCCAGGCUCGGCGCCUGGCGGUUCAAAUGGACGAGAUCGGUGAGCUGCUGCCGAAGAUGAUGGCCUGCCGGAAGCACGUCCGGGUGAACCUCUCCGAGGACUGUCGCAUCAACCCCUCGGAGCUCGAGGGCCCUCCGCCUGCCCAGCGACGCCGGCUGCGGACCGAAAGCAUUUGAGCUCCGAAAGCUGUGGCGCGGUGGCGCGGCCCCUCUCCGUUGGAGCUUCUUGAGGGUUGGGUAGGAAUUAGUGGUCCACUAGAGGAAUUCUCGCGAACAAACGUGAGAGAAUCUGCAGUUUCGUCAAGUCUGUAGAGUAUUUACUUGCUCAGAACGAUCAGCCCACACUUGGCUCGAUGUUACUACCGCGUGGUCACCAGUGGAUUCCCUAGUGGCAGUCGUUGCCGAAUAGCGCGGGCCAGGGACUGAAGGAGUUCCGCAUGGUCCAAGGAAUGCCAAAUGGAUGUCGCACAAGCGAGGGCAGAGAACGUUUGGGUCA
Messenger RNA from Durusdinium trenchii, 2581 nucleotides. Lineage: Eukaryota; Dinophyceae; Suessiales; Symbiodiniaceae. The record is from the annotation of a GenBank genome assembly.